Molecule: messenger RNA, 465 nt
Organism: Linum trigynum
Lineage: Eukaryota; Viridiplantae; Streptophyta; Magnoliopsida; Malpighiales; Linaceae
Source: the annotation of a GenBank genome assembly
AUGCUGGGGAAGCCAUUGUGGUUCGACCAAUCCACUAGAUUAGGUCGUAGACUGGGAUACCCAAAAGUGUGUGUUGAAAUGAAUGUGGAUUAUGCCUUUCUCGCCUCCCUAAAACUGGUGCCAGAUAAGAGAUUUCCCUUGACUGUGAAUCUAGAAUACUGUCAUAGGCCUGUUAUAUGUGAGAAGUGUAAUGAUUUUGGGCACGAAUGCAAGGUUGCGUUGGUUCAAGAGGUGAAUCAAGAGGAGGAAGUUGAGACACAACCUACUAAGGCUAGCAUAGUGCAGAAGGCAAAUGAGGGUACUACUGUGAUCGCCCCUGUCACUGCAACAACUAUUGUUUCUCCGGAGGAAAUAGGUCUUCAACAGGUAGUUGAAAACCUCGUCACAUCAAUUACGGAGGGCAAUUCGUCGGGUUGGGGCCAACUGUCGUCUGACAAGAAAUUCGAGCUGUUGAAAAAGUGGUGA